Messenger RNA from Xenopus laevis (African clawed frog), 746 nucleotides. RefSeq names its product protein FAM135A-like. The coding region runs from base 195 to 746 and encodes 183 amino acids. The transcript has 4 exons. NCBI's taxonomy places the organism in Eukaryota, Metazoa, Chordata, Amphibia, Anura, Pipidae. The record is from RefSeq and is a predicted model, not a curated record.
CGUGAAGUAUCCGGCUUCAGUUAAGGGCAGUGUCCUUUUCAGCAGUGCAUUUAAAUUAAAGAAAACCAAACGCGCUAUUAGAAUUGACGACGUUGUGAUCUACACCGUUAAUAUCCUCCUGGAUGAGAGUCAAGUAAGUGAUAAAAAGUCUUUUAGAUCAGCUUUGUGUUUGUGUGUUCCGUAUACCGUAUCUUAUGUUUCUUCUAUUCUCUCUACAAUGGCAGAUUGAAGAGACUCUGAAUACCCUGGAGAGCAAGAUGAACUUUGGCCUUUACUAUGCAGAAAGCCAUAAAGAAUUAAGCAAAUGUAAGCGUUCGGCACCAAUGUGGAGAGAGGACAUGAAAUUGCACUUUAACCUGCAUCGAGGGAUUCACGGCCAGACGAAUAUAGUGUUUGAGUCAUGUUCAAAGCUGUCGAUCAUUGUUCAUGGCCUGUUGGUUGUAUUACAACCCCCACUGAAGACCUUUUCCAAGAAAAACUCAGUAUUCCAAAGAAUUCUUCCCAGCCGGUGGACAAAGGCUAAAAAAACGAAAGUGGAAAGUGUCAUUUUGGGCAAAAACUUCAAAAAGAAAUUGGCAGCAGACGGUAAAAGCUUUGUGAUAGAAGAGAAAUACUUGCAGCAUGCCUACCGUUUCCUUUCAACACUACGAUCCUGCUUGCUGCUUUCCUAUGAUGGACUGUACAGUUAUUUCAUCUCCGUCUCAGAAACGCUGCCUUCCUCAUGCAAGCUGGAGCUUGGUAUGUGA